This is a messenger RNA of Acanthamoeba castellanii str. Neff, 996 nucleotides long. Its product is annotated as CBS domain containing protein. The transcript has 9 exons. The record is from RefSeq and is a predicted model, not a curated record. Lineage: Eukaryota; Discosea; Longamoebia; Acanthamoebidae. The coding region runs from base 1 to 996 and encodes 331 amino acids.
AUGGAGGAAGCAGAGGGCAGCAGUGGCUUCAAGUACUGUGACAAUUUGGGUGACCUACUGGAGAUGACGGCGGUGACCAGGCUCUACCCUCCAGUCCCCGUCAAGAAGUGGUACAUCGCCGACAGCGACCUCACCGUCCAAGCGGUGCUCGAGGUGCUGGAACUGUACCACAUCUCUUCGCUGCCAGUCCGCAACGUUUCCACGGGCAAAUGCGCAGGGUUCAUCGACUCACUGGACAUCUUGGGGUACCUUAUUUCGGUGUGCACGCCGUCCGUUGAGGCCGGUGCGACGCUCACCGACUUGGACAAGGCCUUUGAGAAGUUUUCCACCAAGGGCAUCAGCGAGCUCUGCGACUUUAGCAAGCGGAAUCCGUUCGUCCCAAUUCCGAUCAACCAGAACCUCUACUACAUGCUCGAGAACAUAAAGCGCUAUGCUACACUCGCGGUUCACCGAGUGCCUAUCGUCUCGCUCGACGAGCAGGAUCCGAAGAUCAUGGCCCUGGUCAGCCAGAGCGACAUUGCCGCCUACCUCGCCAAGCACAUCUCUGUCCUCGGGCCACGGGGUCAGCUGCCUGUGCGGGACCACUUCCGAGCCUUUACCAAGGUGGUCUCGGUGCCGCCGCACUCGAAGGCGCUCGAUGCGUUUGCGCUGAUGUGGUCCAAGGGGCUGGGUGGAGUGGCCGUUAUAGACUCGCAGAAGCGUCUGGUGGCCAACCUUAGCGCGACGGACCUGGAGUGCCUCUUCCGCAAACAGUUCUUCCGACUCUUCAUGCCCGUGGUGGACUACAUCAAGGCCGUCUACGCCGACAAGAACGAGAUCAUGACUCCGCCCCUUUCGGUCACACCGGAGACCACCCUCGAGACCCUCAUCCUCAAGUUCGCUGGCACAAGAGUGCACAGGCUCUACGUGGUCGAUGGCUCGGGCGUCCUAUGUGGAGUGAUCACCCUCACGGACCUGAUGAACCUCAUCGUCACUGAGUGGGGUCUGGACCAGUGA